AUGAUUCGCAAACAAGCUCGCCAGCGGCGCGACUACCUCUACCGACGGGCGCUUCUGCUGCGUGAUGCCGAAAUCAGCGAAAAGAGGGCGAAGCUGAGAGCCUCUCUGGCCUCAGGAAAGCCCUUGGACCCGACAAUUGCCAACGACAAGUCGCUGAGGAAAGACUACCAGUAUGACGAGUCGCGAGAUCUUACUACGAAUGAGCAACUGGAUUUGGACGACGAGUAUGCGCAGCUGUCCGGCAUCGUGGACCCUCGAGUUCUCGUAACGACUUCUCGCGAUCCCUCGGCCAGAUUAUCGGCCUUUGCGAAAGAAAUCAGACUCCUUCUCCCGACCUCGAUCCGAAUGAAUCGUGGUAAUCUCAUCCUGCCAGACCUCGUCAAAUCCGCCCAGUCUGCAGGCCUGUCCGACAUGCUCCUGCUUCACGAGCAUCGCGGUACACCCACAGCCUUGACGAUUUCCCAUUUCCCCCACGGACCGACAGUGUCAUUCUCGUUGCACAACGUUGUGCUACGCCACGAUAUCCCCGGUAGCGUUCGAGGAACGGUUUCCGAGUCAUACCCUCACCUCAUCUUCGACGGCUUUACGACACGCCUGGGAGAGCGAGUUGUCAAAGUUCUCAAGCACCUGUUCCCGCCCAGAGAGCCAAUUACCAGCAAGGCUAAGAUUGGCAACCGCGUGGUGACAUUCAAAAACAUUGACGACAGCAUCGAAGUCAGGCAUCACGUUUUCGUGCGGACAGGUUACGAUAGCGUUGAGUUGGCCGAGGUCGGGCCUCGAAUGACCAUGAGAGUGUUUGAGAUCCGCGGCGGUACACUGGAGAACAAGGACGGCGACGUUGAGUGGCACCUGUCGCAAUACACACGGACUGCCAAGAAGAAGAAUUAUCUUUGA
Trichoderma citrinoviride is the source of this 894-nucleotide messenger RNA. RefSeq names its product Brix-domain-containing protein. Gene Ontology annotation, cellular component: small-subunit processome; Mpp10 complex; nucleolus. The record is from RefSeq and is a predicted model, not a curated record. Lineage: Eukaryota; Fungi; Ascomycota; Sordariomycetes; Hypocreales; Hypocreaceae. The transcript is spliced from 2 exons. Gene Ontology annotation, biological process: rRNA processing. Bases 1 to 894 code for a protein of 297 amino acids. Gene Ontology annotation, molecular function: rRNA primary transcript binding; snoRNA binding.